Phaethon lepturus (White-tailed tropicbird) is the source of this 1455-nucleotide messenger RNA. It is a transcript of the gene STARD3, whose product is annotated as StAR-related lipid transfer (START) domain containing 3. The annotation marks the transcript as partial. The transcript has 14 exons. Gene Ontology annotation, molecular function: lipid binding. The record is from RefSeq and is a predicted model, not a curated record. Lineage: Eukaryota; Metazoa; Chordata; Aves; Phaethontiformes; Phaethontidae.
AUGAGCAAGCCGACAGACCUGCAGCACGACCUGGAACGAAGCCUCCCAGCCAUAGCAUCCAUCAGCACCUCGUUCUCCCAGAGCCAGGGCUUCUCCCCGUAUUGCUACUUCUCUCCGGAGAAGAGGAAAGCCAUCUCAGAUGUGAGGAGGACCUUCUGCCUCUUCGUCACCUUCGACCUGCUCUUCAUCUCCUUGUUGUGGAUAAUCGAAUUGAAUACCAAGGAUGGCAUUCAGAAGAAUUUGGAGAAUGAAAUCAUCGAGUACAGUUUUAAGACCUCUUUCUUUGAUAUAUUUGUCUUGGCUUUCUUUCGGUUUUUUGUGUUGCUGCUGGCCUAUGCAAUCGUAAAACUGCGCCACUGGUGGGUCAUAGCGGUCACUACAUUGGUAUCCAGUGCCUUCCUGAUUGUGAAGGUCAUCCUCUCCGAGCUUCUGACCAAAGGGGCUUUCGGCUAUUUACUUCCUAUCGUCUCGUUUGUCAUUGCUUGGCUGGAGACUUGGUUCUUGGAUUUUAAAGUCCUAACUCAGGAAGCAGAAGAGGAACGAUGGUACCUGGCAGCCCAGGCUGCAGCCUCCCGCGGCCCCCUGCUCUACCCCAGAGCCCUUUCCGAGGGGCAGUUCUACUCCCCACCAGAGUCCUUCGCAGGGUCGGACGAGUCGGACGAGGAAGGUGCAGGGAGGAAGGCGUUGACAGCUCAGGAGAAAGAAUAUGUCCGACAAGGCAAAGAUGCGAUGGAGGUUGUGGACCAAAUCCUCGCCCAGGAGGAGAACUGGAAGUUCGAGAAAAACAAUGACUUUGGUGAUGUUGUUUACACUUUUGAAAUACCUUUCCAUGGCAAGACCUUUAUUUUAAAGGCUUUCCUGCAGUGCUCUGCUGAAACAGUUUACCAGGAGGUUAUUCUCCAGCCUGAGAAGAUGAUCCUGUGGAACAGAACAGUGGCAGCUUGCCAGAUCUUGCAGCGGAUUGAAGACAACACAAUUGUCUCGUACGACGUGGCAGCUGGGGCUGCAGGCGGUGUCGUUUCCCCAAGGGAUUUCGUGAACGUGCGCCGGAUUGAGAGAAGAAGAGACAGGUACAUGUCCUCAGGGAUGUCGACCACGCACAGCCUGAAGCCUCCGCUCUCCAAGUAUGUCAGGGGUGAGAACGGGCCCGGAGGAUUCAUCGUACUGAAAUGUCCCAGCAACCCCAGGGUCUGCACGUUCAUCUGGAUUCUCAACACGGACCUGAAGACACCCCGAUACAAACGCGGCCACCCCCGGCGCGCGGGGGGCUGUGUCCGCACCCGGGGAAAAGCGCUUCGGCCGUACGAGCUGACCCAGAUCUGGAGCUAUUUGCGGAGCUGCGUGUCGAGUCCUUGGGGUGGCCCAGACAAAAGGCAGCGCAUGAAGGGAGCCGGGGUCUGGCGGAUGGGGGGAGCGGAGCUGGCCCGUUUUCUUCCUCCGCUGAAGGUUGACGUG